Daucus carota subsp. sativus is the source of this 1840-nucleotide messenger RNA. RefSeq names its product 3-ketoacyl CoA thiolase 1, peroxisomal. The coding region runs from base 222 to 1589 and encodes 455 amino acids. The transcript has 14 exons. Gene Ontology annotation, biological process: fatty acid beta-oxidation; phenylacetate catabolic process. The record is from RefSeq and is a predicted model, not a curated record. Gene Ontology annotation, molecular function: acetyl-CoA C-acyltransferase activity. Gene Ontology annotation, cellular component: peroxisome. NCBI's taxonomy places the organism in Eukaryota, Viridiplantae, Streptophyta, Magnoliopsida, Apiales, Apiaceae.
UUUCCCACUACAGAUUCCACUAAAUUUCUGAGAAAAGAUUCUGGUCUUACAAAAUUACAAGGCCCUUGUGUCUUCCGUCCACUACUCACAGACUUUCUAUAUACACACCUAAUCUCUACAUAAAAUCUCUUCUUGUCCUUUUUCAGCUCUAUAUAGCCUUAUUGCACAUGUAAGAAUAGUCAUCAAAACCCACAGAGAAUAGAGAGAUUAGAGAGAGAAAGAUGGAGAGAGCUUUGAAUAGACAGAAGGUUUUGCUAGGACAUCUAUUGCCCUCUUCUUCAUCAUCUUCCCCAGAUUCUUCACUAUCUGCUUCGCUUUGUGUUGCCGGAGAUAGUAGUGCUUAUCAUAGACAGGCUGCUUUUGGAGAUGAUAUUGUGAUUGUGGCUGCAUAUCGAACUGCUAUAUGCAAGGCAAAGCGUGGGGGUUUCAAGGAUACUCUUCCAGAUGAUUUACUUGGAGCUGUUUUGAAGGCAGUGAUAGACAAAACAAACUUGGAUCCACGUGAAGUGGGGGAUAUAGUUGUUGGCACUGUCUUAGCUCCUGGUUCACAUAGAGCUAUUGAGUGCAGGAUGGCAGCCUUCUAUGCUGGUUUUCCUGAUACUGUUCCUCUUAGAACGGUCAACAGGCAAUGUUCAUCUGGCCUCCAGGCAGUUGCUGAUGUAGCUUCAGCCAUAAAUACAGGAUUUUAUGAUAUAGGUAUUGCGGCUGGACUGGAGUCCAUGACAGUUGAUCAAAUGGGCAUAAAUUGGAAAAUUAACCCAAAAGUUGAAAUGUUCCAACAAGCUAGGGAAUGUCUUCUUCCGAUGGGAAUUACAUCUGAGAAUGUUGCAAUGCGUUAUGGCGUAACACGUGAAGAACAAGAUCAAGCAGCAGUUAUAUCUCAUAAGCGUGCUGCUGCUGCAAAUGCAUCUGGAAGAUUUAAGGAUGAAAUUAUUCCGGUUAAUACAAAGAUUGUGGACCCGAAGACCGGAGAGGAGAAAUCUGUAACAAUAUCUGUAGAUGAUGGCAUUCGACCUGGCACAACUAUGGAAGCUCUGUCAAAGCUGAAACCCUCAUUUAAGAAGGAUGGGACCACAACUGCUGGUAAUGCUAGCCAAGUAAGUGACGGUGCUGGGGCAGUCCUCCUCAUGAAAAGAAGUGUAGCUGUUAAAAAGGGACUUCCCAUUCUUGGUGUAUUCAGGAGUUUUGCCGCUGUUGGAGUUGAUCCUGCUGUCAUGGGAGUCGGGCCAGCAGUAGCAAUUCCAGCUGCUUUGAAGUCCGCAGGUCUUCAAGUUGAUGAUAUUGAUUUGUUUGAAAUAAACGAGGCUUUUGCAUCGCAGUACGUAUAUUGCUGUAAGAAGCUAGAGCUUGAUCCAGAAAAGGUCAAUGUCAAUGGAGGAGCACUUGCUCUUGGGCACCCUUUGGGUGCUACAGGUGCUCGUUGUGUUGCAACUCUACUGAAUGAGAUGAAGCGUAGGGGUAAAGACUCUCGUUAUGGUGUGAUUUCAAUGUGCAUAGGAUCAGGCAUGGGGGCUGCAGCUGUUUUUGAGAGAGGGGACUGUGUCGAUGAGCUGUCCAAUGCUAGAAUUGCGGGAACCAGCAGUUCGUGAUCAAAGGAUGCCCAAUAGAUCGAUGUCUUCAAAACCAUUGUGGAAGUUAAGAUGUUAUAGGACAAUCUUAUAUAUAUUGUAAUUUCAAAUUUCGGUCAAAGUAUUUAUAUUAGAAUAGAGUUGGGCUCCGUAAAGACCCACAUAUACGGAGAUCGUGGAGACCUAUGUUAUGGCCCUUGGAUCGAUUUUCUUUGUGUUUCUGGGAAUAAAGAGAUUAUAAGUACAUUUUUUAAAAUUUGUUUUUUCAUUAA